AUGUCGAGAGCUGCGCCUGCAUCCGCUGCAGGGGUGCAUCUCAUGCACCAGCAGUCGAAAAAGAGGCCAGUCAGCAGACAAGAGGUCGCUGCUUUCGAUCCACAUAUAACCAUUGAAUCCAUGGAACGAAUCAUCAAGUCCUCUUCGGCGGUGGAGAAUUUGGUCACAAAUUUGGUUGGACAGAAACUGGGCCAGGAGGAAAAACCAGCGAAACCGACCCCAGUGGAUUCGAAAUGCUUUCAGAACUUCAUUUAUUGUACAAUCAUGCUGAAUGCUUUGACACUAGGCCUUCAGGCGGACUUACAAACUGGUGGAUGGACUUUGGUUUGGUUUAUAUUGGAGAAUAUCUUCACAACAAUCUUUGCUGCUGAAAUGGUCAUCAAAAUCUACUUUUUACAGAUGGGUUAUUUCUGGAAUGCGAAGCCCAGACGCCCUCAGUAUUGGAAUUUGCUGGAUUUCGUUAUUGCUCUUCUAGCAAUAGUGGAUUGCUGGAUCCUGACGUAUCAGGCCAACGCAGAUGCACCUGCCAUUCGAGUGAUGCAGCUGCUCCGGAUCAUCAGGAUUGCGAAGCUACUUCGUCUUCGCCAAGAGCUUGUUGCAAUCAUUGAAGGACUUUUCAGUUCUUUGCAAUGCAUGGUCUGGAUCGGUUUCCUGCUCCUGAUAGUGAUUUACGGCUUUAGCAUUGUUUGUCGCAACGUCAUGGGCAACUUGACCAACAGCGAUUUUGAAGAUAUGAUCAACAACGAGAUGUACUUUGGAUCACUGCCUCGAACAAUGUUGACGCUGUUCAAUAUUUGCUUGAUUGACAGCUGGGGUGCAAUCAUUUGGCCGCAAAUGCUGUACAAUCCGUGGAUGGUGAUUCCAUUGGUGGUCUUCAUGAGCGUCACCUGCUUUGGACUUAUGAAUGCACUGAUUGGCGUUAUCGUUGAGCGGACGACAGCUGCUCAGCAGAACAUGAGCAGUAUGCAGGAAGAGGCCGUUCGCGAGAUGAAAAUGUACAUGGUGGCUCAACUGCUGGAAGCGAUCGAUGACUCAGAUGAGGACCGCAGCGGCACCAUCAACCUGCAAGAGUUCCGUCAGGUUCAACGCAAGCCUCAUGCAGCCGAAAUUUUCGCUGCGCUCAAUCUCCCUCCAGGGUUUGAAGCGAAAGAUCUGUUUACCCUGCUUGACUCUGAUGGCAAUGGUCAACUCGAUAGAUACGAGUUCUUGCUGGGGAUUUGUCGCUUGAUAUGGUGUGAUGAGUUCCAGAGCCAGUGCCUGCAAAACCAUGCAAUUUCCCUGGUCCGAGAGGACAUCCGUUCCUUGCAAGCAACAGUGAAGGACUUGUCAAACAAGUGCCAGGUGCAGGGAAGUCAUCCGGACAUUGGUGCAGAGAUGCUGAAGUCGAUUUCUGAGACGGUCCGCAAUGACUAUCAGGAAGUCCUCAACAGUUGUUUGGAGAAGUACUGGGAGCGUGCGAAAGAAUUGCUGGGAGAGAAGGAUGCAGAGAAAAAAAUGAUUUCACUUCAAAAUCAGACGCAAGAAAAAACUGAGAAGGUCCAGGAGCGCAGGCAAAGGAGCGAUGACUCUGCUGUCCCUGCUGAAAGGGUCGCUGACUACCAGUGUUUGCCUGUCCAGAUUUGUGACGACACAACAGGAGCUGCGCUGGAUGAUGCUCUAAAUAGAGCAGAAGUCUUGCUUCAUACACAUUGCGUACCAACACCCGAGGAGUUUCAAAUUCAGCUACCGAUGGAGAUGCUGGAGACGGUGGAGCGGCUCCUGAAUGAACUCGUGGCUGCGUCGGGUGCCCUGCAGCUAACUCUGAGAGCAGAUGGAAUUCUCCUUGUGGAGGGCUGCUCCAAUGCGAGGGACUGUGUUGGGAGGAUUAUCCAAGAACUGGCGGAGUCAGGCUGGUCUCCCCUGCUUGAGCCAGGCCACAAUGCUCCGCCGGACAGCGGCGAUGAGACUUCUUCGCAGCCUGACGAUCUCCGGGAUCAGCAUGCUGGGGAGGGCAUAAAGAAAGGGCGCAGGAAGCCUCGACGUGCCAAGAAAGCAAAGGUUCCAAAGCAGCACGAGCUUGUCGCAGAACCACAACCGCAGAGGGUUGACUGA
Messenger RNA from Cladocopium goreaui, 2091 nucleotides. Lineage: Eukaryota; Dinophyceae; Suessiales; Symbiodiniaceae. The record is from the annotation of a GenBank genome assembly.